UUUUUUGGACAUCCAGAAGUAUAUAUUUUAAUUUUACCAGGAUUUGGUAUAAUUUCUCACAUUAUUUCUCAAGAAAGAGGAAAAAAAGAAACAUUUGGUUGUUUAGGGAUAAUUUAUGCUAUACUAGCUAUUGGAUUAUUAGGAUUUAUUGUAUGAGCUCAUCAUAUAUUUACAGUUGGUAUAGAUAUUGAUACUCGAGCUUAUUUUACAUCAGCUACUAUAAUUAUUGCAGUACCAACAGGAAUUAAAAUUUUUAGUUGAUUAGCUACUUUUCAUGAACUCAAAUUAACUAUCCCCAUCUAUUUAUGAAGUUUAGGAUUUGUAUUUUUAUUUACUGUUGGAGGAUUAACAGGAGUAAUCUUAUCUAACUCUUCUAUUGAUAUUACAUUACAUGAUACAUAUUAUGUAGUAGCCCAUUUUCAUUAUGUAUUAUCUAUGGGAGCAGUAUUUGCUAUUUUAGGGGGAUUUAUUCAUUGAUAUCCUUUAUUCACUGGAUUAUCUUUAAAUCCUUAUUUAUUAAAAAUUCAAUUCAUCACAAUAUUUAUUGGAGUAAAUUUAACCUUUUUCCCUCAACAUUUUUUAGGGUUAGCAGGAAUACCUCGACGAUACUCUGAUUACCCAGAUUCUUAUAUUUCUUGAAAUAUUAUUUCAUCUUUAGGAUCUUAUAUUUCUUUAGUAGCCAUUAUAAUAAUAUUAAUUAUUAUUUGAGAAUCUUUAAUUAAUCAACGAAUUGCUUUAUUUACAUUAAAUUUACCCUCAUCAAUUGAAUUAUACCAAAACUUACCUCCAGCAGAACAUUCAUAUAAUGAACUACCUAUUUUAAGUAACUUCUAAUAUGGCAGAUUAUAUGUAAUGGAUUUAAACCCCAUUUAUAAAGGAUUAUCCUUUUUUUAGAAAUGGCAACAUGAUCAAAUUUUAAUUUACAAAAUGGAGCAUCCCCUUAAUAGAACAAAUUAUUUUCUUUCAUGAUCAUACUUUAAUUAUUCUUAUUAUAAUUACAAUUUUAGUUGGUUAUUUAAUAACAAAUUUAUUUUUUAAUAAAUAUAUUAAUCGAUUCUUAUUAGAAGGACAAAUAAUUGAAUUAAUUUGAACUAUUUUACCAGCAAUUACUUUAAUUUUUAUUGCUUUACCAUCAUUACUAUUAUUAUAUUUAUUAGAUGACUAAAUAAUCCCUUAAUUACCUUAAAAUCAAUUGGCCAUCAAUGAUAUUGAAGUUAUGAAUAUUCAGAUUUUCAUAAUAUUGAAUUUGAUUCAUAUAUAAUCCCUUCUAAUGAAAUAAAUUCUAAUAGAUUUCGAUUAUUAGAUGUUGAUAAUCGAAUUGUUUUACCUAUAAAUAACCAAAUUCGAAUUAUAGUUAAAGCAACAGAUGUAAUCCACUCUUGAACUAUCCAUCAUUAGGGGUAAAAGUAGAUGCAAACCCCGGACGUCUUAAUCAAACUAAUUUUUUCAUUAAUCGACCUGGAAUUUUUUAUGGUCAAUGUUCAGAAAUUUGUGGAGCUAAUCAUAGAUUUAUACCUAUUGUAAUUGAAAGAAUUUCAAUUAAAAAUUUCAUUAAUUGAAUUAAUAAUUAUUCUU
Helicoverpa zea (corn earworm) is the source of this 1575-nucleotide messenger RNA. RefSeq names its product cytochrome c oxidase subunit 1-like. Gene Ontology annotation, cellular component: membrane. NCBI's taxonomy places the organism in Eukaryota, Metazoa, Arthropoda, Insecta, Lepidoptera, Noctuidae. Gene Ontology annotation, biological process: electron transport coupled proton transport; mitochondrial electron transport, cytochrome c to oxygen. The record is from RefSeq and is a predicted model, not a curated record. Gene Ontology annotation, molecular function: heme binding; cytochrome-c oxidase activity.